This is a messenger RNA of Vigna unguiculata (cowpea), 2151 nucleotides long. RefSeq lists its product as uncharacterized. The record is from RefSeq and is a predicted model, not a curated record. Lineage: Eukaryota; Viridiplantae; Streptophyta; Magnoliopsida; Fabales; Fabaceae.
AUGACCAAAAGUCAAGUCAAACCUGCAAAUAUACUUCUCACUUUGAAAGAAAAAGAUGAUUGUAAUGUUACAACUCUGAAGCAAGUGUAUAAUGCGAGAUAUAGGUACAAACGUUCAAUAAGAGGUUCAAGAACUGAGUUACAACAGUUAAUGUUGAUGUUGGAACGUGAUCACUACAUCCAUUUUAGUAGAUGUCUUGAUGAAUCUGAUGUGGUAAGCGAUUUGUUCUGGACCCAUCCUGAUGCUGUGAAGUUGUUAAAUUCAUUCAACAUUGUGUUCUUAAUGGAUAGUACCUAUAAAACCAACAAAUAUCGGUUGCCAUUACUUGAGAUUGUUGGUGUGACCUCAACGGGAUUAACUUUCUCGCCCGCUUUUGCAUUUUUAUCUAGUGAAAAGCAAAAUAAUUUCAUUUGGGCUCUUGAAAGGCUAAGAGGUCUAUUUAUGACGUCCGAGGGUGGUCCAGAAGUCAUUGUAACUGAUAGGGAUCUUGCUCUAAUGAAUGCUGUUGGCAUGGUGUUCCCUCAGUGUUAUCAUCUUCUAUGCCGUUUCCACAUUCAAAAAAAUGUGCAGGCAAAGUGCAAAAUGUUAGUAAAUUCUGUUGACGCAUGGGAUGUUGUACUUCAAGCCUGGGAGAAUGUCAUGGACUGUGAAGAUGAAUUAAAGUUCAACGAGUGUGUUCAUCGUCUUGAGCUUGUUAGCCAGCCAUGGCCUGUAUUCUUUGAAUAUGUUAACGACUCGUGGAUCAUUCCUUAUAAGAAAUUCUUUGUGAAGGCAUGGACGAAUAAAGUUAUGCAUUUGGGGAAUACAACAUCAAACAGGGUUGAGUCUGCUCACUGGAGUCUGAAGAAAGUUCUUGGAAGUAGUAUGGGAGACCUUUGUUCGUGUUGGGAUGGAAUUCACAACGUUAUUAUCUUGCAACACAACGAAAUUAAGGCGUCUUUUGAAAGAAGUAUAAAUCUGAUCAAUGACUCUUACAAGGCAUUGAGUUAUAGAAGAUUAGUGGGUAAUAUUUCUAGAUGUGCCUUAGAACUCCUUGCUCCAGAAUUGGAAAGAGUAAAGAAGAUUGGAUUCGAUAGUAGUCGUUGUGGCUGCAUUCUCAGACAAACUUAUGGUCUACCAUGUGCGUGUGAAUUAGCACGAUAUGAUCCUGGGAUUAUUCCUCUCCAAGAAAUUCAUGUCAUGUGGACUAGGUUGAACUUCUCCAAUGUCUCGUCUUCACAAUCUGAAGGGCAAUUAUCUAUUCAGAGGGAGGUUGAUCUACUGCUUAAUCUUUUCAAAGAAGUUGAUAUUGCAGGAAAAGUGACCAUAAAACAUAAAUUACUUGACAUAGUUAGCCCUUCCAUGACAUCGAUGUUACCACCACCGAGUAAAGUUAAGACGAAAGGUGCAGCUAAGAGUCAUAGAUCAAAGAAGUCAACCAAACGUGAUCCCUCCUAUUUUGAGCAUGUGGACGCCUUCAUAGAGUCCUCAAGACAAGACACAUUUGUUGCAAAAACAGAAAACAAGGUGAAGAGCAAACGUGUAAUUGAAGAGAAAGUAAUACCCAUGCUAGAACAGUUCAAUCCUGUUUUUCAUCCAUAUAUACUCGAUGUUGUCGAUGUUGUGGCAGACGGUCAUUGUGGAUAUAGAUGCAUUGCUGCAUUGUUGGGUAUGGGUGAGGAGUCGUGGCCUCUAAUCAGACAUGAUCUAUACAAAGAACUUAGCCAAUGGCGAGAUGAAUAUGCAACGUUAGUUGGAGGCUAUGAUCGUCUGGAAGAACUGAGAAAGUCUUUGCUAGUUCAAUCACCAUCAGGGGCUAAUCGAGACAAGUGGAUGACUAUACCAGACAUGGGGUAUGCGAUUGCUAAUCGAUAUAAUGUAAUCCUCGUGUGCUUGUCAUCAGUUCAGAAUUUGACUAUAUUCCCACUUCGUACAUCCCCACCUACUUCGCAAAGUCAACAUCGACUAAUUUGUAUCGGACAUGUUUACAAUUCUCAUUUUGUUCAGGUUCGUCUACAAGAAGGCUGUCCAUUACCGACAAUGGAUAUCAUAUCAUCUAGCAAUUGUUACCCAAAGGCAAAAGGGUGGACAUCAUUUUAUAGAGAUAGGAUGCAAGCAUUCCUAGAUUUACACAUAGUGGAUCGUAGUUAUGUAGAUCUCAUGGAAGACUGA